Molecule: messenger RNA, 832 nt
Organism: Lates calcarifer (barramundi perch)
Lineage: Eukaryota; Metazoa; Chordata; Actinopteri; Centropomidae
Product: endonuclease V-like
Exons: 7
Biological process (GO): DNA repair
Cellular component (GO): nucleolus; cytoplasm
Molecular function (GO): single-stranded RNA binding; RNA endonuclease activity producing 5'-phosphomonoesters, hydrolytic mechanism
Source: RefSeq, a predicted model, not a curated record
AUACGGAAGCAAAAACAGCGUGUUCGGUCUUCACGUUGCCUCUAUCAUUUAAAUGUCAUUUAAAGACUACCUCUCUUGCGGCUGGUUGUGUCCUCUUCAUCACGCUGACACAUGUCUGCUCCACCUGCAGAAGACCUGGUCAGACAGUGGGAAAGUGAGCAGGCCCGUCUGAGACAGCAGGUGGUGGAGGAGGACACUGAGGACUGGCAGAGGAGUCCAGACUUCUCUGGCCUGGAGAGAGUUGGUGGAGUGGACCUCUCCUUCAUCAAAGGGGACGACGUCAACGCGUGCGCCCAGCUCGUGAUACUAAGCUACCCCGACCUCGAGGUGCUGUAUGAGGACAGUCAGAUGGUGACCCUGACAGCCCCCUACAUAGCUGGCUUCCUGGCCUUCAGAGAAACCCCCUUCCUCCUGGAAGCUCUGCAGCGGCUGCAGGAGAACCAGCCCACACUUCUCCCUCAGGUGGUGUUUGUGGAUGGGAAUGGUCUCUUCCACUACAGAGAGUUCGGCCUGGCAUGUCAUCUGGGAGUGCUGUCAGGGCUACCAUGUGUUGGUGUGGCCAAGAACCUGCUGCAGGUGCAGGGUGUGUACAAGAGUGAGGAGCACCAGUCACAGAUAGCUGCUCUGCAGAGAGGAGGAGACAGCUUCCCACUCACAGCCGCCUCAGGCAAAGUGCUUGGAAAGGCGCUGCGUAGCUCUGACAGGAGCUCUAAGCCUGUGUACGUGUCUGUGGGCCACAAGAUCAGUCUGGACACUGCUGUACGCCUCACACACUCCUGCUGCCGCUACCGGGUCCCCGAACCCAUCAGACAGGUACAUACACACACACACG